AACAAGUAAGGCUAGGAAUUCCUUCAACUUUGCCGGUAGCUGUACGACAAUGGUCUGCUUUAAUUGCAGUUAAUUAUGCAGCACGUAAAGCGGGUAUAAAAAAAGUAUCCAAUAUUCAAGACGCACUUAAAAUAUAUCCUGGAUUGAAACUUGUUCAUGUCGCAACAUAUGCGAAUGGUGAUCCAGAACCUAAAUAUCACCCAAAUCCAAGUUAUGGUACACAUAAGGCUUCGUUAGACGUAUAUAGAAAUGCAAGUUUAAGAAUUUUUAAAAUAUUUAUGAGAUAUUGUAAUAUUGUACAACGUGCUGGUGUUGAUGAAGCUUAUCUGGACGUUACAAAUAUCGUUAAUCAAAGAAUAAUAGAAAGAUAUCCAAAUAUUUUAUUAUCUGAAAAUUUAAAUGAAGCUCCUCCUCCUCCUAUUUUAGAUUGGAAUGGAUUAGGAGUGUUGUAUGAAGGUCAAAUAAAUAAUGAUAUUGAGAAUAAUAAACAAAAUUUUAGUUUAGAUCAAUGCUCAAAUAUUAACGAAUCAAAAGGUUGGGAUGAUAUGCAACUUUAUGUUGCAGCAGAAAUAUCAAAAGAAAUUAGGGAAACUAUUUUCAAUGAAUUGGGAUACACAUCUUCUGCAGGAAUUGCACAUAAUAUGACAUUAGCAAAAUUAUGUUCAGCAUUAAAUAAACCAAAUAUGCAGACUAUUCUACGAUCAAAUCAAACAUUAGGUUUUAUGCAAAAUUUGUCUUUUAAAAAAAUUCGUAAACUUGGUGGUAAAUUGGGAGCUAAAGUUGGUAAUAUUUUGAGAAUAGAAACUGCAGGAGAAUUAUGGUGCUAUUCAGUAAGUGAAUUACAAGCAAAAUUUGGGAUGGAAAAUGGUAUUUGGCUUUACAAUAUAUGUAGAGGUGUUGAUGGUGAAGAAGUUGUCCAAAGGAAUAUUUCAAAAUCAAUGAUGGCAGCCAAAUCAUUUAAACCACCAUUAAAAAAUUUCUCACAGAUUGAACAUUGGUGUAAAAUUUUAAGCUCUGAAUUAUAUAAAAGACUUUUAGAUGAUUAUGAAAUAAAUAAUAGAUGGCCAAAAACCCUUGCAAUACAUUAUAAAUGUAUUAAUGAUCCAACACCGCAUUCUAAGUCUUGUCCAUUUCCUAUUCGAUCAGAAGUCAAUUCACCUGACAUGAUUUCUAAAAAACUAUAUGAUCUUUUUGGAAAUUCAGAUAAUUUGUUUCCAUGUUCAGGAUUGUCAGCUUCAGUUGCGGACUCUUUAAUUGGUCAAAAGCUUUCAAUCACUCAAGAAUCACUAAUUAAUCAACGCCCUGUAAUCAACUCAAACAGCACCACACCUAAUGAAUCUUCUAAUUCUCAAAUGCUUUCCAAAAAUGUUCAAUCAUCAUUACCAUCAUUGUCACCUUCUCGGUUGAGAGACAUCAAUGCAAAUAUUAAAAGAUUGAAACAAACUAUAAAAUUAUCAAGAUCUAACUUACAAAAAUCUUCGAAUUUAAGGGAAUCUUCCACUUCAAAUUUGAAAACUACAGGAUCACCCAAGAUGAAGUCCACCACUACUACAAGAUUAAAAUCACCAUUAAAGAAAAUACCAUCCAAUUAUACCAUCCUUCAAUUUUUCACUAGAUUAGAUCCGACAUUAUUUAUCAGAUUAAUAGCAUUACAAUGA
Messenger RNA from Entrophospora candida, 1658 nucleotides. The record is from the annotation of a GenBank genome assembly. Lineage: Eukaryota; Fungi; Glomeromycota; Glomeromycetes; Entrophosporales; Entrophosporaceae.